AUGGGAUCAGACGAUAAGAUUAUCACCGCGUUCAAGGAACUCACCAACAUUAAGCCCCAGGAGCAGAAUCUUCCAGGCAAAGAUGUCAACAUGGACCCCUAUGCGGAGUUCACCAAGCUUGAGUGUUGGGAUGAUGAAGGAAAGCCAUAUUUGAAGGAAUACCAAGGUUCUGGAAAGCUCAAGGGAAAGACGGCCAUCGUGACGGGAGGUGAUUCGGGAAUCGGACGUGCAGCAGCUCAAAUGUUUGCUCGAGAAGGUGCCGACGUGACAAUCGUCUACCUGCCCCAUGAAGAGGAAGAUGCACAACGAACGAAGAAAGCUAUCGAAGCUGACGGAGCCAAAUGCCUCUGCGUUCCUUUCGACCUGAUGAAGGCUGAGAAUUGCAAGAGUGUGGUCGACAAGCAUAUCGAAGCGUACGGCAAGCUCGAUAUCCUUGUCAACAAUGCCAGCAAGCAGAUCAUGGAGAAGGAUCUGGCGGACAUUGACCUCGAAAAUGUAGAGAGCACUUUCCGAAGUAACAUUCUUGGCAUGUUUGCCUUGACCAAAUUCGCCCUUCCUCACCUCAAACGAGGAUCGUCCAUUAUCAACUCGUCCUCCGUCACUGCUUUCAAAGGCUCGGCCGCGAUGACCGAUUAUUCGUCCACCAAGGGCGCAAUCGUGACCUUUACUCGAUCUCUUGCACUUCAAUUGGCUCCAAAGGGAAUCCGAGUCAACGCAGUGUGUCCUGGACCCGUGUGGACGCCCCUCCAGCCCGCGAGCCGACCCAGUGAGCAAAUGGAGGAUUUCAGUGUUGGAACUCUGCCUCUCCACGGCAGAGCGAACAUGCCCUCGGAGAUGGGUCCUGCCUAUGUGUUUUUGGCCAGCGCCGAUUCCAACGCCAUGACUGGUCAGAUGAUGCACCUGAACAAUGGCCAAUGGAUCGGUUAG
Kockovaella imperatae is the source of this 927-nucleotide messenger RNA. RefSeq names its product putative oxidoreductase. Gene Ontology annotation, molecular function: oxidoreductase activity. The record is from RefSeq and is a predicted model, not a curated record. The coding region runs from base 1 to 927 and encodes 308 amino acids. The transcript is spliced from 9 exons. Lineage: Eukaryota; Fungi; Basidiomycota; Tremellomycetes; Tremellales; Cuniculitremaceae.